GGAGCACAAAAGCUAGCUUGGCUGACAUGAUCCUCCCCCUUGGGUUGAGCUGGAUGCUGUCGUCGGUGGGAUUGUGCGCCCAUUCUACAGAUGAGAUUGAGGACAGCAAAGAAUCGACUCUUAAAGGAGACGUAGCGGGAGAGGUGUCCCAAGCUUCCAUUUUGCUGCUCCUCCUUGGGAUCCCUCUGUUUCCUCAGUCCUCGAUUGAUUGGAGGCCGGAAGAAGGCCGGGAGCCACGGGCCCUGGCGCCCCACCAGGACGAGGGGCCCCCGACCAGGAGCCCCCAGGGGGAUGGAGCCUGCGGGAGUGAGUCCGGCCGACAGGAGUCCAGCGAGGCCUUCCGCCAGCGCUUUCGGUGGUUCCGCUACCAGGAGGCGUCGGGGCCCCGCGAGGCCCUGGGGCGCCUGCGGCAGCUGUGCCACCUGUGGCUUAGGCCGGAAGAGCACACCAAGGAGCAGAUCCUCAAUCUGCUGGUGCUGGACCAGUUCCUCAGCAUCCUGCCUGCCGACACCCAGGCCUGGGUGAAGAUUCAGUGCCCCAAGAGUGGGGAGGAGGCCGUGGCCCUGGUGGAAGAUUUACAGGGAGGCCUCGGUGGGCCACGUCAGUGGGAAGGGUCCGAGGAGGUCACGGCGUCCCAGGGAGGAGCAGAAGAGUCACUGCCUGCAUCUUGCGUGGGCUCCUCAUCACAAGCUCUGCAGCCUCCACAAAGACCUUCCCUUCCCCAGGACACAAGCCCGGGAGGUGAGAAAAUGCCUGCUGUGCUUGAGGAAGCCAGGACUCAGGGAGCAGUGACAUUGGAGGACGUGGCCGUGACCUUCACCCCUGAGGAAUGGCAGCUUCUGGCCCCGAGUCAGCAUAAAUUGUACUGGGAUGUGAUGCUCGAAAACUUUGUGAACCUCGCCUUGCUGGGUAAAUGCUCUACCUUUCCAGUUAAGACUAAGGAACCGAAGCAGGAAAUUGUUGAAGCAGCAGAUUUCCACGGGGCAUUCUUGAGACAUCUACAACAGAAUAUUCCAGUGACUUCUGUGGAUGGACAAAUCUGUGAAAAUGAGAGCAAAUCGGAAAGGCCCGGCAGAUGUCCUAGCAUCACGAGGACAAGGCAAUUCCCCAGCCAGGUCAGAGGGUUCAGAAAGGUCAUCGAAGUUCCCGAGAAAUCCUCCAAAGAGAAGAAAACUGAUGACUGCAAAGUAUGUGGCAAAGGCUUCCCUUUUCACUCUCAUCUCAUUCUACAUCAGAGAAGCCAUAGCAGAGAGAAACCCUACAAAUGUGAGGAAUGCGAGAAAGGCAUCUGUAGCCAUUCCCACCUUAUUACGCAUCAGAGAAUUCAUACCAUAGAGAAACCUAGUAAGUUUAAAGAGUGUGGAAAAGCUUUGGACUUUCACUCAUCCCUUGGUUAUCACCAGAGGAUUCAUACUGGAGAGAAACCCUAUAAAUGUCCCGAAUGCCAGAGUACCUUCAGUUUUAAGGCAUCCCUUGUUUGUCAUCAAAGAAUUCACACUGGAGAGAAACCUUACCUGUGCAGUGACUGUGGAAAGGCCUUCAGGUGUCAGUCCUCCCUCACAUGCCAUCAGAGGAUUCAUACGGGAGAAAAACCCUACAAAUGCAAUGAGUGUGGAAAAGCGUACAGACAACCUUCGCACCUUAGUAGGCACAAGAGUGUUCACACAGGUGAGAGACCGUAUGUGUGUAGCGAGUGUGGAAAAGCCUUCAGCCACCAGUCAUACCUCGCUAAACACCGCAGAACUCACUCUGGAGAGAAACCCUUUAAAUGUGCUGAAUGUGGAAAAGAUUUCAGCGGUCAGUCAGCACUAAUUUCCCAUCAGAGAGUUCAUACCGAGGAGAACUGUGUCAAAUGUGGGAAGGCCUGUGCUCAUCGCUCGAACCUCAUUAAACAUCAGGGAAUUCACACCGAAGAGACACUUCACAAAUAUGAAUAUGGGAAAGCCUUCAGGCAUCCCUCAGUCUGUACUGAUCAUCAGAAAGUUCACACUGAAGAGAAACCCCACAAAUGUGAAGAGUGUGGAAAACCCUUCCAUCGUCGCUCAGACCUUAGAAGUCAUCAGAGAACUCACGCUAAAGAGAAGCCCUAUACAUGUGCUGAAUGUGGGAAAGGCUUCACUCGGCAGUCACAUCUCAUUUUGCACCAGAGGAUUCAUACUGGAGAGAAACCCUGCACAUGUCAUGAAUGCGGAAGAGCCUUCAGACGUCACUGGACCCUCGUCACUCAUCAGAGAACUCACACUGGGGAAAAGCCCUAUGGAUGUAACGAAUGUGGAAAAGCCUUCAAAUGUCGCUCGACCCUCGUCACUCAUCAGAGAACUCACACUGGGGAAAACCCUAUGGAUGUAAUGAAUGCGGAAAAGCCUUCACCUGUUGCCUGAACCUUUCUAGACAUCUCAGUGUUCAUAAAUGAAAGAAGGAUGCAGGCACGAGGGUGUAGGUGAGGCAGAAGGGAGAGUGUUCUGAGUUCUAUGUUCCAUGGCACUCUGAGGACCAGGGUCAGCCCAAAGUUAUCCCGCUUACUCCCCUACUGCACCAGUGUUUGGAAGACUCCCUGAGGCUGUCGUUGCCCUCGCCUUCGAGCCCUAUUGGCCUCUUUCCAGAAUGGCAAGGAGAGGACAAAGCAGCAGGUGUCUUAGGAAAGUUUUUGAAGUCGGGGGAAAUUGGAACAAUCACUGCUGUAACUGUUGGACUCUUAUUAAACAGCCCCUUCCUGCAGAGCCAGGGCAGGAAACCAUACCUCCUGUGACCUUAUUCAUAUGUUCAUUUCAUAUGUUGAUUCCUAGACUUUUUCUAACCUCUGCUCAAGGUCUCUAUCUCUCCAGGGAUCAUAAUAAUAAUAAUGAUGGUAUUUGUUAAGCACUUACUAUGU
Molecule: messenger RNA, 2872 nt
Organism: Tachyglossus aculeatus (Australian echidna)
Lineage: Eukaryota; Metazoa; Chordata; Mammalia; Monotremata; Tachyglossidae
Product: zinc finger protein 436-like
Exons: 8
Coding region: 27-2381 (784 amino acids)
Biological process (GO): regulation of transcription by RNA polymerase II
Molecular function (GO): RNA polymerase II cis-regulatory region sequence-specific DNA binding; DNA-binding transcription factor activity, RNA polymerase II-specific
Source: RefSeq, a predicted model, not a curated record